This is a messenger RNA of Ricinus communis (castor bean), 2091 nucleotides long. RefSeq names its product protein NUCLEAR FUSION DEFECTIVE 4. Bases 294 to 1925 code for a protein of 543 amino acids. The record is from RefSeq and is a predicted model, not a curated record. Gene Ontology annotation, cellular component: membrane. The transcript is spliced from 3 exons. NCBI's taxonomy places the organism in Eukaryota, Viridiplantae, Streptophyta, Magnoliopsida, Malpighiales, Euphorbiaceae.
UUUUCUUCAAGUAUAAAAAAAAAAAAAAAUCUGUAUUUAUUCUAUCUUAUUCAUGCUACUACCAGAGUUCUGGUAUUUGUGAAAAACCCACUUCCUGAAUUCUGAAACCAUGUUCUAAGGACUCUAAACAAGCUCUCCCCCUGAUUAAUCAAGCUCAGGACAAAGACAUGUAACAUUAAUGAAGGCAAAAACAAAGACUACAAAUAGCUUAUUCAGUCCUUCCACAAAGCUCAAACUCAAGUGCAAAAUACAUUCUCAAAUUCUUUUUCAUUUUAUUGCUCUUUGUUUACAUUAUGUGUCCAUUUUUAUCUCCUUCUUCUGCAGGCAAAUGGCUAGGAUUUGUCACUGCAAUAUGGGUGCAAGCAAUCUGCGGUAACAAUUACACAUUUUCCAACUACUCUGAUGCUCUAAAAUCUCUCAUGGGUCUUACGCAGUUGGAGCUUAAUAAUCUCUCUGUAGCAAAAGAUGUUGGCAAGGCAUUUGGUCUUCUCUCUGGCCUUGCUUCAGAUCGUUGGCCAACUUCAGUUCUACUCUUCAUUGGUUCACUUGAAGGAUUUGUAGGGUAUGGAGUCCAAUGGCUGCUUGUCAGCCAGCGAAUCCGUCCUCUUCCAUACUGGCAGAUGUGUAUAUUUCUGUGCAUGGGAGGCAAUAGCACAACAUGGAUGAACACAGCAGUUCUAGUGACUUGUAUGCGAAGUUUCCCAAAGAACCGGGGUCCAGUCUCAGGAAUCCUCAAGGGUUUUGUAGGACUCACCACAGCAAUCUUCACUGAUGUCUGCACAGCUCUUUUCCCCUCUACUCCCUCUACAUUUCUGCUAAUUUUAGCCAUUGCUCCUGCUGUCAUUUGUUUCGCUGCUAUUCUCUUCCUUCGUGAAACCUCACCUGCUGCUAGCCUUGCAGAAGAAAAGCAAGAAACUCAGUUGAUCAAUAUUUUCAACGUCAUUGCCAUAGCAGUAGCCCUCUAUCUCUUGGCAUUUGACAUCACUGGAAGUCACGGCCAUGUUCUUUCUCUGAUAUUUGCAGUAGGUCUUCUAUUCCUACUAGCUACCCCAUUAAUUGUUCCAUUAUACACUGCUUUAUUCAAAAUGAAACCCAGUUCAGAUAUUGAGCAACAAGUUAAGGAACCAUUACUUGUCGCUCGAGAAAUUUCACCAGCCAAGCAAGAGAAGGCAGAGACAUCAUCAUUAACCAGCAUGAAAGCGGAGAAUGUUGAGAUAAAGCGACAGCCAUUGAUCGGGGAGGAUCACACAGUGCUUGAAAUGGUACAAACAUUCGAUUUCUGGAUCCUGUUCUUAUCAUUUCUUUGUGGCGUGGGUACUGGGAUGUGUGUGAUGAACAACAUGGGGCAAAUGGGGCUAGCACUUGGAUAUGCUGAUGUAUCCAUUUUUGUGUCGCUCACUAGCAUUUGGGGAUUUUUCGGACGCAUUAUAUCUGGUCUGGUAUCAGAACAUCAACUCUGGAAAUUUGGGACACCAAGGCCUCUGUGGAAUGCAGCUUCUCAAAUUGUAAUGACUAUUGGGUUAGUGGUAAUGGCACUGGCAUUGCCUGGAUCCCUUUACCUUGGUUCAGUUAUGGUUGGAGUAUGCUAUGGAGUUCGUCUGACAGUAACUGUUGCAGUAGCAUCAGAACUAUUCGGCCUCAAAUACUAUGGUUUGUUAUACAACAUUCUCAUUCUGAAUCUCCCACUGGGUUCCUUCCUUUUCUCAGGGCUGCUUGCUGGUUACCUGUAUGAUGCUCAAGCAAAAAGCACAGCUGAAGGUGGCAAUGUCUGUAUUGGUCCUCAAUGUUAUUUCCUCAUCUUUCUCAUCAUGGCACUGGCAUGUGUUCUUGGGUUUGGACUUGAUGUGCUGUUAGCCAUUAGAACAAAGAAAGUGUAUGCCAAGAUUUAUUCAGACAAGAAAUCUAGUAUGUCAAUUGUCGCUUGAGGAUUCUUUUCUAUUUUAAAUUUCUUUUCCUUCUUGUCUCAAAUUUUCAUUAAGUUGUGAAGAGACAAUUUUUAGGGAUUGUAUUUGUAUAUAUGUAAUUUCUUUUUUCUUUUAAAUUUUUGGAAAAGGACAGCGACAAAGCUACUUUUACUAUCUUAUUUUUUUA